GCUCUCUAUUCGAGGCCAUGCGUGGUAUAGCGGCAACUUUUCUCUUGAGCGGGAUUUGAAGGUAGCGUAGAAUCAUGAAAUACAAACCAGACACGUGCCAUGUGCGGGACUGCACGGCGAGAUCGACGAAUGCAGAAUCGCAGAUAUUCCCCGUCGCGGGCGACAUGCGCUAUCUGCCAGUGGUGCUAUCAUCAGUAGCAAGAAGAUACCGGAACAAGAAAUCCAAUUUCAUGUGCAAGGCACACUUUCUGCCUGACGACUUCCUGCCAUCGUCGAGUUCCAGCAUUGUGCUAAGCAAACGAGCAGUACCAUGUCUGCAGGUUCCCAGCAGGACUCUCAAGAUGGUCAUUCGUAGCGGGAUCUCUCAGAAAUAUUCCGAGGUAGCCGGUGCUUUGCUUGAAAGAGCCCGAGUCGUUCAAAACGCACAGGAAUCUUCGUCAGAUUCGGACACGCCUAGCGAGCCCAUGGCGUCAUCGGGAACGUGUCAAAGCCCAUCCGCGAAGCCCAGUUUCGGACUCUCAUACGUAGAUUCCGGUCUCGGGAACCUGCAGGCUUCGGAAGUCGAAGCCGCACCGACCUACGAACCCGAGCCGACAGCUUUAACCCUGCAGCAGAGACUCCAAUUGGCUGGCAAACCGAGCAUAAAACGUUAUGCUGAUAACUAUAUUUCGCGCCACGACUCCGGCUUCAUAGACUACAAGCGUUUGAAGAUAUCCGACUCCGAAUCGCCACAGAGCCAGGCGGAGGGCGAUGCGGCCAGUGAAGCAUCCAACGGAAAUUCUCGACAGGUUGAGGAGAUCGACGAUGAAGACGAAAUCGCCGAUGUGACAGAAGUGGGAGUUAUGAUCUCCAGAGACGAUGGCGUCGAGAUCAUGGACGAUGACGGCGAUGAAAUUGAGGAUAUCGUGGAGGCUCACGGUCGACGACGGCCUCUGAUGAACCCGAUUUCGCCAUGCCGCCGAGCGGGUUCCGCUGCUUCUAAGCCGGGACAUGCGGCUUUCAACCACAACCAUGCUCAAGGAAAAAUUCGGCACCUCGACGAAGAUGACGACGAUGAUGAUGAGGAAGAAGACGAACACCAUCGUUCGGGAGAAACGAUCGAGGAGGAUGACGACGAGGACGGAGACGACGGAUCAUCGGAUGAAAAGGACGAAAUCGCCAAUACGGCUAGGUCGCAGGGUCAGAAUAAAGAGGACGACGGCGAUGACGACGACGAGGCCCCAGAUGCUGAGAAGUUGAAGAAGUUUCGUAGACACGACGAAUCACCGAACUCCGUGUUCGCUCAGAAUGCAGAUGACUACGACGAGGAUUUUGAGGAUGAUGACGACCAGCUCCACAAUCGUCGUGGUCGACGUUCACGUCACAACCUACCGGAUCGCCAGCACCGCGCAGAGAAUGCCGAAGAUGAAAACGACGAUGGUGACGACGAGGAAGAACAGGAGGCCGAUGAUCUCCGGGACGGAGAACAUGCAUCAUCGAGAGACGUCAUCGUCCUCCCACCGGAAAAAAUGCGGGAGUCAGCUGGUGAAGCUUUGAGAGACUCGGCUUGA
Galendromus occidentalis (western predatory mite) is the source of this 1550-nucleotide messenger RNA. Its product is annotated as protein bfr2. The record is from RefSeq and is a predicted model, not a curated record. The transcript is spliced from 7 exons. The coding region runs from base 75 to 1550 and encodes 491 amino acids. Lineage: Eukaryota; Metazoa; Arthropoda; Arachnida; Mesostigmata; Phytoseiidae.